AUGUCAAAUGAUUUUGAUUCUCAGAACGCUUCACUGAGCUUCGCUGAGGACAACCCGGUAGGCUCCUUCUCCUCCAUUCCUUCUUCUACUUUUUCUUCAUCUCCUCCACUAGCUCUGGCCACCAAGUCCACCACUUCAAGCAAACCAAAAGGCCAAGCCACCACCAAAAAAACUUAUUCGAAACCCAAACCAAAAGUGCCUGCUCGUAUUCCCUCCAAAACUACACCCUUGAAACCAUCUUCAAAUCCUUCCAAAAUUCCUUCCGAGUCCCAACUAUCUAAACCUUUAACUAUUUGUGAGCCAAUGCAGUACCCUGCGUUGAAAGCACAACCUAAAAAGACUGCCGCAAAACCCUACAAGAAACCAGCCCCUCCACCCAUCAUUCCCACUAUCAUCCCAUCCAUACCGACGUACGAGUCCAUUCCUGAAAACUUGAGAACUACUCCAUUUCUAGCCGUGCAUUCAAUCACCCCUAUUUCCAACGAACCAUUAGCCAUCUUCUUCCCCAUCGCUGCAACAUCUGCAUCCACAUCCUCUUCCACUACACCUCAUACCCUUUCUGACCCACCCCCACCAACUCCACCUCUACCUUUUGAUUCUGGUUCCAGCAGACCUACGUUGGAGCCUACUACGUGUUCAUUGCCUCAUAACGAAAAUCCAAGUGAAAUAGCUGGAGGGAUGAGCAAGUAG
This is a messenger RNA of Benincasa hispida (wax gourd), 690 nucleotides long. The record is from RefSeq and is a predicted model, not a curated record. NCBI's taxonomy places the organism in Eukaryota, Viridiplantae, Streptophyta, Magnoliopsida, Cucurbitales, Cucurbitaceae.